Messenger RNA from Microthlaspi erraticum, 342 nucleotides. The record is from the annotation of a GenBank genome assembly. NCBI's taxonomy places the organism in Eukaryota, Viridiplantae, Streptophyta, Magnoliopsida, Brassicales, Brassicaceae.
AUGGCAACACUUGCAUCAAAUCUCGUCUGUAUCGGAAAAGUGAAGGGGUUGCAGAUAAAUUGCAGAAGGAAAGAGAAAGGAAGAGAUCAAAGCGAUUCUCCUUAUAAAGUCAUUGAAAUUACUCCUCCCCCUAAAUCUCUUGGCGUUCGUUGCCUUCCUCAUAAUCUUCAAUGCGGAGAGAAUGUGAUGAUAGAAGGGCAAACAUACACAAUCUCGGCGGUGACUCAUCGGUAUCAGCUCCGGAAAGGCAAGUACGAGCCGAGUGAGAGGCGGCUCGAUGUUCUCUCCGCCGCUAGAUACGUCUUAAACCUUUAUUUCGACAAUUUGCUCCAAAAUUCUUAA